Molecule: messenger RNA, 1929 nt
Organism: Salvia hispanica
Lineage: Eukaryota; Viridiplantae; Streptophyta; Magnoliopsida; Lamiales; Lamiaceae
Source: RefSeq, a predicted model, not a curated record
AACCCAAUCAAUUUUGCAUUUCUGCAACGGAGAAUGAAGAAUGAAGGAAUGGAGAAAAUGAAAUUCGCAGAGGAAUUAGUGAGAGAAUUCCUCGUCUUCAGAGGAUUCACCAACACUCUGCAAUCCUUCGAGAAAGAGCUAGCGACUGAUAUCGGCAAAGGAUUCCAAGUCGACAAGAUUUUAGACCUAAUUUUCUCCGUCUACAUCCCCAAGUUCGAGGCUGCCAAGUUGAUCGAGCUGCUGAGCUUUUUCCGAAACUGCUUUUCAUAUUCUGAUCCCAAUCUGAUCGAUGUUAUUUCGAAAUUGCACCAGUCGAUUCUGCGCUAUUACGUCGUGUAUGCCUUGAAAUGUGGAAGGAAAGACGCGGUGUUGGAGCUUUUCAGAGAUUUCGGGAAUGAAUUGAUGCGGGGAGAUGAAAGCUGGACCUCCUGGUUCGCUGUUCCGUAUUUCCAGAAUCCGCAUUUGGAACCGCAGUUUCGCGUUUACUUCUCGGACGAGUGGUUCCGAACGUUGCACCUUUCUGUUAGGAACUUCUUGAGCGAGAUGCUCAAUGCUUAUCCACGUACCCCUGCCUUAUUAAAGAUCGGUUCUGAAAGAGAUACUGUGAACCGUCUCAAACAAGAGAUAAAGCAACUUUCUCUCAAGUUAUCUCAAGCUCAAACUCUGUUGGAAGAAACUGAGGCGCAAAUAUGUCUAUUUAGGAGCUCUGAAGCAGUUAGCAUUGCACCUAGUAUGACUUAUGAAACUCAUGCUAGUUUAAAUGAACAUGCUGAUGACAAUAGAAGUAAUGAUAUUGGCCAAGGUUUCAAAGAAAACUCUGUUGCAGGCAGUAGUUCUGAUUUGCAUAAUGAAGAAGAUUUUCCAGAAGUGAAAACAGUGUUUGAGGAUACAUUUCUGGGCCACACAAGUCCAAUCAAUUGUAGCCGCUUUUCUGCUUCUGGCGAUAAUAUAGCGAGUGCUUCUGUGGAUGGCACAGUCAGGAUAUGGACCUAUGAUUCGUCAGCACCAACAUCAAGAAACGCAACCAUCUACUGUGGAGCUGAGAUCAUGUCUCUUGAGUGGGAUUGCAAAUCUGAUCGUUUGCUACUCAUAGGCACUUCUGAUGGAGGCAUAAAAGCAUGGAAUGUAGAUGCUAAGCGGGUUGUUUGUGACCUAAACACUUCAGAAGCAUAUCCGAGCAUUUUGGACCUGAAAUGCAGUCCCGUGGAGCCUAUUUUUGUUUCUGCGGCAGCAUCAGGAAGGCAAGGUUCUGGUUCUUCUGAUAGCUUGGGGUUUGCCUCAUUGACUGUAUGGAACAUGAGGACAUGGAAGGCUAUGACAGUCCUUCCUCUAGGAAAAGAUCCACCAGCAAUAACCUCAUUGAGCUUCAAUCACAAUGGAAAGCUUUUAGCAGCUGCUGCAACGGAUGGCUUGAUUCAUAUGUUUGAUAUGUCUUCUUACCAACAAGUUACUGGAUGGCCUGCACAUGAUUGCGGAAUUAGCUCAAUUCUUUUUGGGCCCGACGAGACCAGUAUCUUUAGCUUGGGAACUGAUGGAAAUAUAUUUGAGUGGAGCUUGCACAAUCAAGGCAAAGUACUUUGGUCAAGAAAUUGCAGCAGGUUUUGCAAUCUUGAAAAUUCUUCCCAGUGGAGACAUCAAAUGGCGUUAGAUUCCGAGGGGAGGAGACUUCUGGUGACAUCUAGUUCAGAGAGAUCACCGAUAUACCAGGUUCGUGGUCGAAUGAGUGGCAUGAGAAGUCUUGCUCAUAAGGGAUCGAUCACAACAGUAGAUUGGCAUCCACACUUGCCCAUCUUCUUGACUGGGUCAUCUGAUCACUCUGUCAGGGUCUCAUCAAUAUCAUCAUAGUACUUUUUUUCUUUUUUUGUUUGAUACUUGGCAAUGCACAGCACAGACAUAUUAAUAAUUUAAUUUAUUGUAUUAUUAUUUUUA